Sarcophilus harrisii (Tasmanian devil) is the source of this 1588-nucleotide messenger RNA. RefSeq names its product actin gamma 2, smooth muscle (gene ACTG2). The coding region runs from base 365 to 1495 and encodes 376 amino acids. NCBI's taxonomy places the organism in Eukaryota, Metazoa, Chordata, Mammalia, Dasyuromorphia, Dasyuridae. Gene Ontology annotation, biological process: vascular associated smooth muscle contraction. The transcript has 9 exons. The record is from RefSeq and is a predicted model, not a curated record. Gene Ontology annotation, cellular component: cytoplasm.
CAUGAGCUCAUUGUUUGGUGCUGGACUGUGACUUCACCGGGGCAGGAGGCUCAUAGUGAGAAAACUCCACUCCCCCACCCCAUACAGAGUUAGAUAGGUGCCCGGGGGGUCCUGAGGGGGUCGAGUGACUUGUCCAGAAUCAUAGAGACAACUUGAUCAGGCCCGACGUGAGCCUGGAAGCAAAUCUCGGAGAUUCCCUCUGCCUAUGAUAGUGAGGAUGAUGAAGAGGCAAGGAAAGAAAGGCCAGCUAAAAUUUGAGGAGCAAUUAAAGGUUGGCAAAGCAAUUUGCAUACUUGCUCUUCCUUGAACCUCACAGUGAUGCUGAGAGGUGUUCGUGUCCUUUAAUCUGUUCACUCAGCCCAUCAUGUGUGAAGACGAGACCACCGCCCUCGUGUGUGACAACGGCUCCGGCCUCUGCAAGGCUGGCUUUGCUGGGGACGAUGCACCCCGGGCAGUUUUUCCUUCCAUCGUGGGGCGCCCAAGACAUCAGGGUGUGAUGGUAGGAAUGGGCCAAAAAGACAGCUACGUGGGAGAUGAGGCCCAAAGCAAGAGGGGUAUCCUGACUCUGAAGUACCCCAUUGAGCAUGGCAUUAUCACCAACUGGGAUGACAUGGAGAAGAUCUGGCACCACUCUUUCUACAAUGAGCUACGAGUUGCACCAGAAGAACACCCCACCCUGCUGACAGAGGCUCCUCUGAACCCUAAGGCAAACCGGGAGAAGAUGACCCAAAUCAUGUUUGAAACCUUCAAUGUCCCUGCCAUGUAUGUCGCUAUCCAAGCUGUUCUGUCUCUUUAUGCCUCUGGCCGUACCACUGGCAUUGUCCUGGACUCAGGAGAUGGGGUCACCCACAACGUGCCCAUCUACGAAGGCUACGCCCUGCCUCAUGCCAUCAUGCGUCUGGAUCUGGCUGGCAGGGAUCUCACUGACUACCUCAUGAAGAUCCUCACAGAAAGAGGCUACUCCUUUGUGACCACAGCUGAACGUGAAAUUGUAAGGGACAUCAAGGAGAAACUCUGCUAUGUGGCCCUGGACUUUGAGAAUGAGAUGGCCACAGCUGCCACUUCUUCUUCCCUGGAGAAGAGCUAUGAGCUACCUGAUGGUCAGGUCAUCACCAUCGGCAAUGAGCGCUUCCGCUGCCCAGAAACUCUCUUCCAGCCUUCCUUCAUUGGUAUGGAGUCUGCAGGCAUUCAUGAAACAACUUACAAUUCCAUCAUGAAAUGUGACAUUGACAUUCGGAAGGACUUAUACGCCAACAAUGUCCUCUCUGGGGGAACCACCAUGUAUCCUGGCAUUGCAGACAGAAUGCAGAAGGAGAUCACAGCCCUGGCCCCCAGCACCAUGAAGAUUAAGAUCAUCGCUCCUCCUGAGCGCAAGUAUUCGGUUUGGAUCGGGGGCUCCAUCCUGGCCUCUCUCUCCACCUUCCAGCAGAUGUGGAUCAGCAAACCAGAGUACGAUGAGGCCGGGCCUUCCAUUGUCCACAGGAAGUGUUUCUAAGGAUUGGGUCCAUUGGGCCUCCUUAGCGCUGCUCUUCCUCCUACACCCUCUGCUCUGUUGCUGAUCCCAAUGCAUUAAAGUUCGCAAGCCUUA